Tinamus guttatus (white-throated tinamou) is the source of this 334-nucleotide messenger RNA. The record is from RefSeq and is a predicted model, not a curated record. NCBI's taxonomy places the organism in Eukaryota, Metazoa, Chordata, Aves, Tinamiformes, Tinamidae.
CCCCGAUGCUGCUGAUAGCACUUCCUUCGAUGUGCAACUUGGAGACAUCAUUUUGACUGCGACAGACGGCCUCUUUGACAACAUGCCUGACUACAUGAUUCUGCAGGAGUUAAAAAAGCUAAAGAACUCAAACUACGAGAGUAUACAGCAGACUGCAAGAAGCAUCGCAGAGCAAGCGCACGAGCUGGCCUAUGAUCCCACUUACAUGUCACCGUUCGCACAGUUCGCGUGUGACAACGGGCUGAACGUGAGAGGGGGAAAACCAGAUGACAUCACCGUCCUUCUUUCUAUUGUAGCUGAAUACACAGACUGACUCGCCGGGAGCGUCGGCCUC